Molecule: messenger RNA, 1373 nt
Organism: Prunus mume (Japanese apricot)
Lineage: Eukaryota; Viridiplantae; Streptophyta; Magnoliopsida; Rosales; Rosaceae
Source: RefSeq, a predicted model, not a curated record
GAGCUUAAUACGUCAAUUACCAGAUUAGUUGCAAACUUCUGAAAGUUAGUAGCCAGAAUUGUAUGUUUGUGUUAUUGAUCUUGGGGGCUAAAUGUGGGUCUUUUGUUGAAGGUAGUGGGCUAAUUGAUGAAAUAGAAGAGACCCAUUUGAUUUGAAUUUGGAAAUUGAAGGGUCCAAGAACUUUGUUGAAGAUGGCCUGCAGAGGGUGCUGGGAGUGCCUAUUGAAGCUAUUGAACUUUGUUCUGACCCUAGUGGGGCUGGCCAUGGUGGGUUAUGGGAUCUACUUGCUGGUUGAAUACCUGAAAGCUGCUGACACAGUUGCCAUGUCUUCGCUUGUGGGUGACAAUCAAGCUUUGAUACAGCUCAGCCGACCUAUGCUCAUGACUGUGUCUCUUUCAUCUAAUAUCUGGGAUAAUUUGCCAAAAGCUUGGUUCAUCUACGUGUUUAUUGGAAUUGGAGCAAUUAUAUUUGUCAUCUCUUGUUUUGGUUGCGUGGCCGCCAUGACACGGAAUGGCUGCUGCUUGAGUUGUUAUUCGGUUUUGCUGAUCCUUUUGAUAUUGGUAGAGCUGGCAGGUGCAGCCUUUAUAUUCUUUGACAAAAGCUGGGAAGCUGAAAUCCCAACAGAUAAAAGUGGAGAUUUUGAGAUGAUAUAUGCAUUUCUGAAAGCUCACUGGGACAUUGUUAGAUGGGUUGCUCUUGGAGCCGUUGUCUUCGAGGCUCUACUUUUCUUGCUAGCUCUUGUGGUUAGGGCAGCAAACAAACCAGCAGAGUAUGACAGUGAUGAUGAGCUCAUUGCUCCAAGACAACAAAUUAGACAGCCAUUGAUCAAUAGCAGGCCAGCAGUUCCGGCAACUGGUGUACCUGUUGCUGGGGCUAGUGAUCAACGACCGAACAGAAAUGAUGCUUGGAGUACACGCAUGAGGGAAAAGUACGGGCUUGAUACAGCUGAGUUUACAUACAACCCAUCUGAGUCAAACAGGUUCCAGCCGGUACCAGCUCAGCCACAAGAAGAAAGGAGCCGAUGCAGCAUCAUGUGAUAAACGAUGUGGAUUUAACCAAAAUUUAAACUUGGGUUUGGUUUCUGAAGACCAUUUCUUUGACCGUGUUAGAACUUCAAGCUUUUCAGAGGAUCGUCAUUUCCUUUUUGUUGAGUUUGUGUACUACAAUUUUUUUCCUUUACUUUUUUGUUUCAGGAGCUUUACUUAUUCCCGGCGGAAAGAGUCUUCUCUUAAAAUGUAUUAUCAGUUGGUGUGUAAAUUGUACUGCUAGUUAGGGCUUGUUAUGGAGUGUAUUUUUAUUAACCGAGUCACUUGAGACCUUCUGGCAGUUGCAAUGAUGUGUUUGUUCUAUUGGUUAUAAUUUCUUUUACCUAA